CCUCAGCCCCCAGCCCGGGAGGGCUAUAAGAGGCGGCGGCGGGGCUAGGCGGCCGAUGCUGGCGGCGGCAGGCACGGGCGGCGGCGGCAGGCACGGGCGGCGGCGGCGGCGGCGGCGGCAGCAGCAGCAGCAGCAGCAGCAGCAGCAGCAGCAGCGGGGCAGCCCUCCGCUCAGCGCCGCGGCCCGCCGCCAUGAAGUCGCCUCAGGCGCAGCGGGCGGUGGGGGAAGCGCUGCUGAAGGACGGCGGGGAGCUGGCGGAGGCGCUGGGGGAGUUCGACGCCGUCCUGGAGGACUUCUCGUGCCCGGCCGGCCGGCGCCGCUUCCACUACGGCGAGCACCUGGAGCGCAUGAAGCGGCGGAGCAGCGCCAGCGUCAGCGACGGCAGUGGCCUCAGCGACUCCGAGAGUGCAGAUUCACUUUACAGAAAUAGUUUCAGCUUCAGUGAUGAAAAGCUGAAUUCUCCAACCACAUCUACUCCAAGUCUACCAUCUCCAUCAGUAACUCCAUGUAAAGCAAAGCUUGGAGAUACAAAAGAACUGGAAGACUUUAUUGCUGAUCUUGACAGGACACUAGCAAGUAUGUGAAACAGGAAAUUUUGGCAUUGUGCCUGCCUGUGAAUGUCCUCUGAAGGCUAAGUGACAUCAAUCACUGAGAAAUGCUGAUAUUGUCUGAUAACUUUGCUCCCAAGCUAUUCACCUUCUGAACAUAACCUUUGUCAUCUCCUAUAAGUAUUUAACAGGCAGCAUGGGUGUUGUUACUCUGCAGCAGGUGGAAUCAGAUAACUUAAAUGUUACUGCUAUAUUUUUGCUUUAAAAUAUAGCUUAAGUUUUAAUUUAAAGUUGCUUUUAUGAAAAAUAUUUGUAAUUUUAUAUAGUUGAGAACUUUUAAUGCCUUUUCCAUUAUAAUAUAUUUUUGUAUACAAAUAAAAAGCCUGAACUGGAAUCUAGAUGUCUGAAAACUUCAUAUGAACAGAACUGUGAAAAAGUGAUCACAAAUUAAGCUCUUAAUAAAAACAUCAGGUUUUAAAGUA
Dromaius novaehollandiae (emu) is the source of this 1030-nucleotide messenger RNA. RefSeq names its product regulator of cell cycle (gene RGCC). The transcript is spliced from 5 exons. Gene Ontology annotation, molecular function: protein kinase binding; protein kinase activator activity. Lineage: Eukaryota; Metazoa; Chordata; Aves; Casuariiformes; Dromaiidae. Gene Ontology annotation, biological process: regulation of cell cycle. Gene Ontology annotation, cellular component: cytoplasm. The record is from RefSeq and is a predicted model, not a curated record. Bases 192 to 584 code for a protein of 130 amino acids.